AUGAAGAAGUUCUAUUUGCUGUCUCUUCCUAGUCGAAGGAUAUGCAGGAUCAGUAUGCCUACUGGUAUAAUCUUAGAACAAAGGCUUCCAUCUCCCCAAAAUCGCAACAUGACAGGUUAUUACUCAACGAAAAGUACAAAUAUAAAACCUGAAGAAAAUAUUACCACCAAAAUCUCUCCUUCUACCCCUUUAGAAACGCCUUGGUACCUCAGGAUUGUAAAUGAACAAAAGGAAUUAAUGGAAAGUGGGAAAAAGGCAGGAAGUACGACCGACGAGACGGUUGAAUUACCAGAAGCCUCCCCAAAUUCGUUGAAACAGAUAGCGUAUUUCUUGAUCGGUAAACUGGGUUUGACUGAUUUUUCGGUUUUUGAUUUACGGAACAAUGACCCAAAUUCUGUGUCAGCUGUUAAUAAGUUGGGUGAUUUCAUGAUUAUAUGCACUGCAAGAUCUACCAAACAUUGCCAUAAUAGUUUCUUAGAAUUGAACAAGCUUUUGAAGCGGAAAUUCUCUAGUGUUGCGUACGUUGAAGGAAACUUCAAUGAGCGACAAGAAAGUAGAAGAAAAAAAAGGCUGGCAAGGAAAUCCAAUCUUAGUAAGUUGUCGGGUAGAAGUUCUGACGGCUCCCCAAGAGGUAUAAAUACUGAAGCGUGGUAUAUGAUUGAUUGCCAUGUUGAUGGAAUAUUUGUGAAUAUUUUGACGCAGAAAAGGCGUAAUGAACUAAACUUGGAAGAGUUAUAUGCACCUGAGGACGAGAAGUUCAAAUUUCGGAAAUCAGAGCUGAACAAUGGUUUUACUAAUUCGAGGAUAGAUGACAUCUCGGCCGACAAUAAUAUUCUUCUAGGCUUGCGGAGACUAGCCCAACAAAGAAGAGGGUACUCCACUAAUACUUCGAGCGAAUUGAAUUACUUACGACGAUCCCUGCAGAAGCAGGAUUUUGAAGAGGCUAGUAGGAUAAUUCAUAAUAAUCCAUUGAAUGAAGAGCACAAUAUACACAGUCUACAGUUAAUCAAGGAUACUUUGGAAGGUAUCAUAGGGCAAGAAAAGGAUGUAGAUGUUGCUCAAUGGAAAUUUUUCUUUGACAAACAUUCAGGUUUGCGAACUGUGAAGCAGUCGGCCAUGUAUUGGCCAUUACGGCUAAAAUUUGCCAUACUUCUGAACAAAGCAAAUUCACAGCUUUAUUCUGACCGCGUAUUUUUAAGAGACUACCUACUUCUGAAAAAAUCAUUAGGGCAGGAACUAACUAGAGAAGAUCUCAUUUCCCUUUUAAAAAUUGUUUUGAAAACAGAGCACUCUAGUCAUUCAUAUUUCAAUCUUGUAAAGCGAAACAGAGUAGUGGUCAGAGCUUUGACCUUAUUCAAAGGUCUUCAAUCAGAGAUUGACGGUUCGAUUGUUUACGAUGAACAAGUAAUAUCGCUUCUUUUAGAUACCAUGAUAACGGAUGAACGAGUGAAAUUAAGAUCUCUAUACGAGGUAAUAGAUCAUAUUUGUCAAACUUUUGGAGAUAAAUUAACUUCAAGCAUGGUUAUCUCAAUACUACAGAGCCUAGCUAAAAUCAAGGACUGGAUCAAGCUAGUUCAAGUUUGGGAAACUAUAGCACCAGUAGCUGAGGAGAAUCGGGAUACAAGACCAUGGAACGAAUUCAUAAAUAUUAUUAAUCAAAGUGGCGAUAGUCACGUUAUAUCCAAAAUCCUAAAUGAUGGUCAUUUACUUUGGAUAAAGCGACUCAAUGUUGAAUUGACACCGGAAUUACGCAACUCUAUUAGGGACUUAUUGAGGACCGCUGGAAUGGAGAAUUCUUCAUUAGAAGAGUUCUUAAUCCAUGAAGCAAAUCAUCAAUAG
Molecule: messenger RNA, 1839 nt
Organism: Saccharomyces kudriavzevii IFO 1802
Lineage: Eukaryota; Fungi; Ascomycota; Saccharomycetes; Saccharomycetales; Saccharomycetaceae
Gene: ATP25
Product: Atp25p
Exons: 1
Coding region: 1-1839 (612 amino acids)
Biological process (GO): mitochondrial gene expression; mRNA stabilization; mitochondrial proton-transporting ATP synthase complex assembly
Cellular component (GO): mitochondrion
Source: RefSeq, a predicted model, not a curated record